GCUCCCAAAGAGGGGGAUGCUAGAUCUCCUUGCCCCGCUCUAAAUGCUAUGGCUAAUCAUGGCAUAACACCGAAACAACUAUUCGAUGCUCUUCAGAAGGUUUUUAAUGAAGACACUUUCUUAGCAAUGUUUCAAGUGGCUG
Messenger RNA from Racocetra fulgida, 142 nucleotides. NCBI's taxonomy places the organism in Eukaryota, Fungi, Glomeromycota, Glomeromycetes, Diversisporales, Gigasporaceae. The record is from the annotation of a GenBank genome assembly.